Maniola jurtina (meadow brown) is the source of this 388-nucleotide messenger RNA. RefSeq lists its product as uncharacterized. Bases 98 to 325 code for a protein of 75 amino acids. The transcript has a single exon. NCBI's taxonomy places the organism in Eukaryota, Metazoa, Arthropoda, Insecta, Lepidoptera, Nymphalidae. The record is from RefSeq and is a predicted model, not a curated record.
AGCGCAAAACGGAUAGUGGACAGGUGGAGGACAAGUUUUGGGAUUUUGUAAAAUUUAAAUCAAAUUUUUGGAAUUCACACACUGAAUACAACCUGCUAUGGCUGCCCAAGCAUCCCGGCGUACUUUCGGACAAUUAUUUCAACAGGGUUGGACUGAGAUCCCUGAAGUUCUUGCCUCCUCGGGUCUGGCGAUCGUAGGGUUGGUGUUGGGAACUUACGCCUGUUACGAUUAUGUGAAAAACGACGGUGAUAACAGAAGGUACAAGAAGAUUUACGUCGUGAUGAGACCCGAUGACCCUAGAGUGGCAAAAAUUCGCAAAGAUUAGAACACUAGAAGUAUGUGAAUAUUUAGGUGCAAUUAUGUAAUAAUAAAUCAGUGUUAUCAUGUG